GUCCAGACCCCGGAAAUGCAGGUCGUGAUGCCCCGAACCGUCCUCCUGCUGCUGUCGGGGGCCCUGGCCGUGACCGAGACCUGGGCGGGCUCCCACUCCCUGAGGUAUUUCUACACCUUCGUGUCCCGGCCCCAACGCUUCAUCGCCCUCGGCUACGUGGACAACACGCAGUUCGUGCGGUUUGACAGUCGCGCUGGGAGUGGGAGGAUGGAGCCGCCGGCACCGUGGGUGGAGCAGGAGGGGCCGGAGUAUUGGGACGAGGAGACGCGAAUCGCCAAGCACAAUGCAUGGAAUUACCGAGUGAGCCUGUACAUCCUGCGGGACCACUACGACCAGAGCGAGGCCGGGUCUCACACCAUCCAGCGCAUGUGCGGCUGUGACGUGGGUCCCGACGGGCGCCUCCUCCGCUAGUACAGACAGUUCGCCUACGAUGGUGUGGAUUACAUCGACCUGAAUGAGGACUUGAGCUCCUGGACAGCGACGGACACUGCGGCGCAGAUGACCCGCCUCAAGUGGGAGGCCGCAGGUUACACUGAGCAUGACCGGAACUACCUGGAGUUCACAUGCGUGGAGUGGCUCCGCAGGUACCUGGAGAUGGGGAAGGAGACGCUGCUGCGCACAGAACCCCCCAAUACAAACGUGACCCGCCACCCCAUCUCUGACCGUGAUGUCACCCUGAGGUGCUGGGCCCUGGGCUUCUACCCUGCGGAGAUCACCCUGACCUGGCAGCGGGAUGGGGAAGACCUGACUCAGGACACAGAGCUUGUGGAGACCAGGCCUGCAGGAGAUGGAAGCUUCCAGAAGUGGGCGGCUGUGGUGGUGCCUUCUGGACAGGAGCAGAGAUACACGUGCCAUGUGCAGCAUGAGGGGCUGCCUGAGCCCAUCACCUUGAGAUGGGAGCCACCUCCUCGCACCAUCCCCAUCCCAUGGAUCAUUGCUGGUCUGGUUCUCCUGGUGGUCAUUGCAGUGAUUGGAGUUGUGAUCUGCUGGAAGAAGCGCUCAGGAGAAAAAGGACCAGGCUACUCUCAUGCUGCACGUGAUGACAGUGCCCAGGGCUCUGAUGUGUCUCUCACGGCUCCUAAAGUGUGAGACCAGCUGCCUUGUGGGGACUAAGAGAUGGAAGAUUUCUUCACACCCCCACUUGGUGACAUCAGCAACCCCUAACUUCUCUUUGUGCAGAUGUCAGAAUGUGUCUGUGUUCCUUUGAGCAUAAUGUGAGGACAUGAGAUUUGCCCACCCUGCCCAUCAGACCCCUCCCUAUUCUGAUUUUCUCCUUUCUGAUGUGCUUUCCUGUU
Molecule: messenger RNA, 1295 nt
Organism: Lutra lutra (Eurasian river otter)
Lineage: Eukaryota; Metazoa; Chordata; Mammalia; Carnivora; Mustelidae
Product: DLA class I histocompatibility antigen, A9/A9 alpha chain-like
Exons: 8
Biological process (GO): antigen processing and presentation of endogenous peptide antigen via MHC class Ib; positive regulation of T cell mediated cytotoxicity; immune response
Cellular component (GO): external side of plasma membrane
Molecular function (GO): peptide antigen binding; signaling receptor binding
Source: RefSeq, a predicted model, not a curated record